CUACAUGUUUGGGAAACCAGACAAAAUGGACGUUAGGUGCAACCCCAAUCCGGAGCUGGAAGCCAACCGGGUGUCCAAGAACGGGCAUAACAACAACAACCACGCCAAUAACAACAAUAGCAAAGAGGGCAAGGAAGGGAAGGGCGCCGAAGGGACGCUCUCGACGGCCUUCCUGAAGGAGCAGCAGCAGCAGCAAGGCGCUUUCUCGGCUUCCGGCGCCGCCGGGGAAGACUGCAACAAAAACAAAUCCAGCUCGACUGAUCCGGAUUAUUGUCGGAGAAUAUUAGUCCGAGAUGCCAAAGGCUCCAUCCGCGAGAUUAUCCUCCCGAAAGGGCUGGAUCUGGACCGGCCCAAACGGACCCGCACGUCUUUCACGGCGGAGCAGCUUUACCGGCUGGAGAUGGAGUUCCAGAGGUGCCAAUACGUGGUCGGGCGAGAAAGGACCGAGCUGGCCAGGCAGCUCAACCUCUCCGAAACUCAGGUCAAAGUCUGGUUCCAGAACCGGCGCACCAAGCAGAAGAAGGACCAGGGCAAGGACUCGGAGCUGAAGUCGGUGGUGUCGGAGACGGCGGCCACGUGCAGCGUGCUCCGGCUGCUGGAGCAGGGCCGCCUCCUCUCCCCGCCGGGCCUGCCGGGCCUGCUCCCGCCCUGCGCCGCCGCAGCCACCACCGCCGCCGCCUUGGGCUCGGCCUUGCGGGGGCCCGGGCUGGGCGGGGGCGGGGGCUCGGGGACGGGCGCCUCGGGGGGCUGCUCCCCGCAUCAUCCUUCCGUCAGCAGCGGCGCCGUGGGGCCGGGACACCCUUCCCCGCCGGGCCCUCCUCCUCCUCCGCCGCCGCCGCACAACCUCUUCAGCCUGCCGGUGCCCUCGCUGCUGGGUUCGGUGGCCGGGCGGCUCUCCUCGGCGCCCCUCGCCAUGGCCGGCUCGCUGGCCGGGAACUUGCAGGAACUCUCCGCCCGCUACUUGAGCUCCUCGGCCUUCGAGCCUUACUCGCGGACGGCCAGCAAAGAAGGCGCCGAGAAGAAGGCCCUGGACUGACUGGGCCUCGCUUGAUACUGAUCUCUUUGUGGCGACUCUUUAUGGAAUAUAUAUACAAUCCACCCACCCUCUCCGU
Molecule: messenger RNA, 1112 nt
Organism: Anolis sagrei ordinatus
Lineage: Eukaryota; Metazoa; Chordata; Lepidosauria; Squamata; Anolidae
Gene: VAX1
Product: ventral anterior homeobox 1
Biological process (GO): central nervous system development; neuron differentiation; brain development
Cellular component (GO): nucleus
Molecular function (GO): RNA polymerase II cis-regulatory region sequence-specific DNA binding; DNA-binding transcription factor activity, RNA polymerase II-specific
Source: RefSeq, a predicted model, not a curated record